CCAUUCACCUGUCCCCCUGCCCGGUUCAGGAUGCAGCCUGCUUCUGCAAAGUGGUAUGAUCGAAGGGACUAUGUCUUCAUUGAAUUUUGUGUUGAAGAGAGUAAAGAUGUUAAUGUAAAUUUUGAAAAAUCCAAACUUACAUUCAGUUGUCUUGGAGGAAGUGAUAAUUUUAAACAUUUAAAUGAAAUUGAUCUUUUUCACUGUAUUGAUCCAAAUGAUUCCAAGCAUAAAAGAACGGACAUAUCAAUUUUAUGUUGUUUACGAAAAGGAGAAUCUGGCCAGUCAUGGCCAAGAUUAACAAGAAAAAGGGCAAAGCUUAAUUGGCUUAGUGUGGACUUCAAUAAUUGGAAAGACUGGGAAGAUGAUUCAGAUGAAGACAUGUCUAAUUUUGAUCGUUUCUCUGAGAUGAUGAACAACAUGGGUGGUGAUGAGGAUGUAGAUUUACCAGAAGUAGAUGGAGCAGAUGAUGAUUCACAAGACAGUGAUGAUGAAAAAAUGCCAGAUCUGGAAUAAAGAAUGUUGUCGUCCCUGGAUUUUGAGAAAGAAAAAUAACUUCUCUGCAAGAUUUCAUAAUUGAGAGAAUUCCUGAGUUGAUAGCUCUAAAGGCAGAUGCUGCAUUUGCCUCCUUUAACCCAUUUUCAACCUGUUUGUUUUCUUAAAGGCUUCACUAAGGGUUGAUAUAUACCAUUGUAUGGGGCAAUUUUAAGUCAGCUAAGGCAAUAACCUUAUGCAUGAACAUUUCCCAGACUUCCAUGAUGCUGUUGAGGUCCUAGACAAUUGAUACAGCAGUUGUGAUAAAUAAAAACAUUUCACCUAAGUCUCCUUUACUUCAUAACAUAGAUACUGACAUGAUAGGAAGCUCUUGGAUCAUGGAAAGAUAACUAAGUUUUAGAUUUUAGAACAUGGACUCAACCUGGCUGAAACAAAUUGAUUGAUACCUUAAACUGGUAACCUAUUGUUCCUCUGGUAUAUUCUUCAGGAUUGUUCCACUGAAGUUUUAUUUUUCAAAAAUUUUACUUCACAUUGUACAUAAGUGAUCACUUGUCAGUGUUCCAAAUGUAUCUUAGCUAAACCUAGUGAAUGCCCUAACUUAGAUGGUUUUUGAAGCCUGUACAUUUGGUAUUGUUUGACCCUUAAACUUUUACAUCUCUUAGCAUGGAGGACAAAGAAAGGCUGUACAUUGUUGCUUGAGAGUCUGUACAUUUAGACCAAAUUUGUAUUUGCACUGUCAGUAUGGCAAAUGAGUGAAAAAAUGUUAUUAAUACACUAUUGGAUUUUUUUAUUUCUUUUUUUUUUUUUUGAUCCAGCUUGUACCAGGGCUGAAAACCUCAAUUUAUGUUCAUGACAGUGGGGAUUUUUUUAAAUGUCUACAUUCUUUCUAAUAAACUGUUGGAAGACUUAA
Molecule: messenger RNA, 1402 nt
Organism: Eptesicus fuscus (big brown bat)
Lineage: Eukaryota; Metazoa; Chordata; Mammalia; Chiroptera; Vespertilionidae
Product: prostaglandin E synthase 3-like
Exons: 1
Coding region: 31-513 (160 amino acids)
Biological process (GO): chaperone-mediated protein complex assembly; telomere maintenance via telomerase; telomerase holoenzyme complex assembly
Cellular component (GO): nucleus; cytosol
Molecular function (GO): Hsp90 protein binding; prostaglandin-E synthase activity; protein-folding chaperone binding
Source: RefSeq, a predicted model, not a curated record